Molecule: messenger RNA, 2068 nt
Organism: Xenopus laevis (African clawed frog)
Lineage: Eukaryota; Metazoa; Chordata; Amphibia; Anura; Pipidae
Gene: znf622.L
Product: zinc finger protein 622 L homeolog
Exons: 7
Coding region: 166-1578 (470 amino acids)
Biological process (GO): ribosomal large subunit biogenesis
Cellular component (GO): nucleus; cytoplasm; preribosome, large subunit precursor
Molecular function (GO): nucleic acid binding; zinc ion binding
Source: RefSeq, a predicted model, not a curated record
AAACCGGAUCUUCUCUAUGGUGAGGCCGGAAUCGGAACAGUACUAAGCGAAACGUGACAGGACGGCAGCCUGAGUGUGUUUCUGAACUCGCAGUUUUUAGGAAAAGACGGCAUUCAAUCGCCUAAUAUAUAUUAUAGCUACAGGAACCAAGCUAAGAACCUGUGUAUGCAAGCCAUGGCUUCUUAUACAUGCAUCUCCUGUCGGGUUGCAUUUGCAGACCCUGAUAUUCAGAGGGCACAUUACAAGACUGACUGGCACAGAUAUAACCUUAAAAGAAAAGUUGCUGACAUGCUUCCAGUUACUGCUGAGAAUUUCCAGGAGAGAGUGCUGGCACAGAGAGCCGUGGUAGAGGAACAGAGUAAAGAGACAGCCACUUACUGCUCAACUUGCAGCAAGAGAUUUGCUUCAUUCAAUACUUAUGAAAAUCACCUGAAGUCCAAGAAGCACUUGGACUUGGAGAAGAAGGCCACUGAAUCAAUCACAAAGAAAGUGGAGCUAAUGAAUGAAAAGAAUCUAGAAAAGGGUCUUCACCCUGAUAGUGUAGAUAAAGAUGUAAUGAACACCGCUAUUCAGCAAGCUAUUAAAGCACAGCCCUCUGUGUCUCCAAGAAAACAGCCAAAUGAAACUACUGCUACUGCAUCUGGAAAACAAGAUAAUGAGGGCGCUAGUGCUCGACCAGAGAAACCACCCAGGCAACAGUGGUAUGAAGAACAAGCCAAGAGACUGGCAUUAGAAGAGACUGAACAUGAUUUAGUGGAGGAGGAGGAAGAAAACUGGGACGACAUGGAUUCAGCAGAGGAAGGUGAAGUGGAUAGUGAUAAUGCAAUGGAGCACAUGAAUGGAGCCGAGGGAGAGGACAUCACUGCAGAUGAAAGUGCAUCAGGAGCAAUUCCUGUCACAGAUUGUUUGUUCUGCACACACCAUUCCUGCUCCCUGAUAAAAAAUAUAGCACACAUGACCAGGGUUCACAGCUUCUUUAUUCCUGAUAUAGAAUAUCUCCAGGAUCUUUAUGGUCUUUUUAGGUACUUAGGAGAUAAGGUUGGUGUGGGGAAGAUUUGCCUCUGGUGUAACGAGAAGGGGAAGUCUUUUUACAGCAUAGAAUCUGUUAAAGCUCACAUGAAUGACAAAAGUCACUGUAAGCUCUUCACUGAUGGAGAUGCCGCCCUUGAAUUUGCUGAUUUCUAUGAUUUUAGGUCCAGCUAUCCUGACCACAAAGAAGGGGAAGAUAUAGAGAUGACUGAAAAAGAAGGAUCUGAUAAAACGCUAGAAUAUAAUGAUGACACUAUGGAGAUGAUUCUGCCCUCAGGUUCUCGAAUAGGGCAUCGCUCAUUGAUGAGAUAUUACAAGCAGAAAUUUGGAGUAUCCAGGCAAGUGGUGGUAUCCAAAAACCAAAAAGCUGUGGGACGUUUAUUGCAACAAUACAAGGCUCUAGGAUGGACAGGAGGGACGGGUUCAGUCAUUCAGCGUGGGCGUGACAUGCAGUAUGUGCAGAGGAUGAAGUCCAAAUGGAUGCUGAAAACUGGAAUGAGUAAUAAUGCUACAAAGCAGAUGCAUUACAGGCCACAAGUUAGAUUUUGAUUAUGUGAUGAUUUCAAGCCCAAAGGGGCUCUUUUUUUUUAAGCCAUUUACAUGGUUCCAAUGUCAAUGUAAUAACAUUUUUUUAAGACCAUCAGAGGCAAUGCCAUAGUAAAUUAUUCUAAAUUCUCUGUGCUGGAUUCCAUCCAUAUGUAUACUGAAUAAGGCAAAUAAAUAUAUGUUUCAUUAUAUAAAUAUAAUGCCUAUUUUCCUAAUAGGGAAAUAGGAUAUUACCACUGAGAAUACCAGUUGAGAAUAAGAUACUAUGACCUUUUUCUCUGAUGGACUUUAAAAACUUGUUAAUACUUUGACAUUGGAACCGUUGUGCACAUGGCUUGAAAAAGAGCCCCUUUUGAGCUUGAAAUGUUCCUUUAAUGCCUGUUGUCUUCCUGCAUCUGGGGCAAUAAUAAGUGAGCCCUUGCAUAAAAUGCUCCUUUAUGUAUAUUACUGUCUUCAAAUUUACUGGUUUAAAAUUAAAAUUGUAGUGAAGUUA